Messenger RNA from Prionailurus viverrinus (fishing cat), 1474 nucleotides. RefSeq names its product carbonic anhydrase 11 (gene CA11). The transcript is spliced from 9 exons. The record is from RefSeq and is a predicted model, not a curated record. NCBI's taxonomy places the organism in Eukaryota, Metazoa, Chordata, Mammalia, Carnivora, Felidae. Bases 384 to 1370 code for a protein of 328 amino acids. Gene Ontology annotation, molecular function: zinc ion binding; carbonate dehydratase activity.
GUUAGGUGGCUGGGGGGAGGGGGGGGAGCUGGAAGAAGACAGAGCGAAGAGGGGGGGUGUGGAUUAGAAACCAGGAGGUAACCCCGGGGAGAAGCAGGAGGCAGAGAGAGGAAUAGGAAGAUCAGGAGGUAGAGGGAGGCUGGAGGGUUGGGGAAAAGAGAGAGAAGGAGGAGAGGAAGGGAGAGCAGGGAGAGGAGGCGGGAGGGGAUUUGGGGGUCUCGGUCCUCCCCACCACCGCCUCGGUGUUCUGGGAACCGGUCUCCCUGUGGGGAGGAGAGGCAGGCUGGCAGUCCUGGAGGGACUGGGUCCCACAAAGAGGGGCCAGAGGAGCUGAGAGAGGGGGCCGGGACAUUGGGAAGGGGUCGUUCAGAGGCCUCCCGGGGAUGGGGGUUGCAGCUCGACUGAGCGCCCCUCGAGCGCUGGUACUCUGGGCCGCACUGGGGGCAGCAGCUCACAUCGGACCUGCACCUGAUCCGGAAGACUGGUGGAGCUACAAGGAUAAUCUCCAGGGAAACUUCGUGCCAGGGCCUCCCUUCUGGGGCCUGGUGAAUGCCGCCUGGAGUCUGUGUGCUGUGGGGAAGCGGCAAAGCCCCGUGGACGUGGAGCUGAAGAGGGUCCUUUAUGACCCCUUUCUGCCCCCACUGAGGCUCAGCACUGGGGGAGAGAAGCUCCGGGGAACCCUCUACAACACCGGCCGCCAUGUCUCCUUCCUGCCUGCACCCCGGCCCGUGGUCAACGUGUCUGGGGGGCCCCUCCUCUAUAGCCAUCGACUCAGUGAACUGCGAUUGCUGUUUGGAGCGCGCGAUGGAGCCGGCUCGGAACACCAGAUCAACCACCAGGGGUUCUCUGCGGAGGUGCAGCUCAUCCACUUCAACCAAGAACUCUAUGGGAACCUGAGCGCCGCCUCCCGGGGCCCCAAUGGCCUGGCCAUUCUCAGCCUCUUUGUCAAUGUGGCCGGCAGCUCAAACCCCUUCCUCAGCCGCCUCCUUAACCGUGACACCAUCACCCGCAUCUCCUACAAGAAUGAUGCCUACUUUCUUCAAGACCUGAGCCUGGAGCUCCUGUUCCCCGAAUCCUUUGGCUUCAUCACCUAUCAGGGCUCUCUCAGCACCCCGCCCUGCUCAGAGACUGUCACCUGGAUCCUCAUCGACCGGGCCCUCAAUAUUACCUCCCUCCAGAUGCACUCCCUGAGACUCCUGAGCCAGAAUCCUCCGUCCCAGAUCUUCCAGAGCCUCAGCGGUAACGGCCGGCCCCUGCAGCCCUUGGCCCACAGGGCCUUGAGGGGCAACAGGGACCCCCGGCACCCCGAGAGGCGCUGCCGAGGCCCCAACUACCGCCUGCAUGUGGAUGGUGCCCCCCAUGGUCGCUGAGACUCCCCAUCGAGGAUUGCGCCUGUCCUUUCCAAGUCUCCCCACUCGGGGAGGGGAGUCACCCCCAAAACAAAGCUAUUAAAGGGACAGAAUACUUCCUGUUU